Molecule: messenger RNA, 1147 nt
Organism: Ylistrum balloti
Lineage: Eukaryota; Metazoa; Mollusca; Bivalvia; Pectinida; Pectinidae
Product: tubulin polymerization-promoting protein family member 2-like
Exons: 4
Coding region: 16-561 (181 amino acids)
Biological process (GO): microtubule polymerization; microtubule bundle formation; positive regulation of protein polymerization
Cellular component (GO): microtubule
Molecular function (GO): tubulin binding
Source: RefSeq, a predicted model, not a curated record
CCACCACAGCUAAAAAUGGCGACUAGUUCCAAACUUAACAAAGACGAGCUCGCUGAAUUGUGUGACAAGUUGACGAAAUAUGCUAAACUGGGUCACAAGGACAACAUGACUUCUCAAGCUUGUGGGAAAAUAACAAAAGAUAACCCACUAUGGUGCGAAUUGAAAACGGAAAUGGAUAGUUCCAUUUUUCCUGUGUGUAAAGACAAGGGAAAACCAUUUAUGACUAUAGACAAUACACAUUCGGAGCGAUUUCUUGAUGUAGCCUGUGAAAAGUUAGAAGCCAAGAAAAAAGGGAAGAAACCACCAGAGGGAAGCACAUGGAAACAAGAAUUGCUGAAAAAUCUAAAAGAUGUGAAAAUGACUGGGACCACGAAACAGUCCGCAACUGGAAAUGUAAAAGGCAUGACAGACGCCAGCAAAUAUACUGGAUCACAUAAGGAAAGGUUCGACGCGGAAGGAAAGGGCAAAGGUGCAGCCGGCCGCGUGGAUGUUGUAGAUAACUCAGGAUACGUCGGAGCUUACAAAGAGGCAGGAACCUAUGACAGUAAAAUGAAAAAAUAAAAUAUAAGUUUGAUCUUACCUCUGCUGUACACCUUAGUGUGUGACAGAGUAUUAAGCAACCGAGACAGGACUGUAGGAGAUACUUGCAAAUGCCGAAAAGAAGUUUUCAUUAAGAAAGGUGUACGUAUACAUAUUUUUGUCUGUACCCACUGCCUAUCACCAAGUUUGACAAGCAGCAACAUAAGGCUGUAGUCAGCAUUUUUAUUUUUUAUUUAUUUUGCAGCGAAAAUAUGUGCUGGGUUUUGUCAAAUAAGCAUUGACUAAAUUAAUAGGAGAAUUUAUCAUUACAAAUUAUCAACAUCAUAUCGGCAAAGAAAAUGUGCCUUUUUAAGCACAUAACCUGCUGAUGUAAACUUUCAUCUGAUCAAGCUUGUACACAUAUUUGACUCCGUUUAGAUGAUUCGUUUAAACUUAUAUUUCCAACCCGUCAUUGAUCAUAUAUCUAUUAUGUUGUGUUUCCGUCCAAAUUGUGAUACUUUGUUACCAGGUUAGCCUGUAAGUCUGAGGAUGUAUGUCUCAAUAUUAAUUCUAUCGAUGGUGUACCUAUUAUUUCUUAUGUGUGUCGAAUAAAGAUCAUUUAUCCAAA